Molecule: messenger RNA, 808 nt
Organism: Arabidopsis lyrata subsp. lyrata
Lineage: Eukaryota; Viridiplantae; Streptophyta; Magnoliopsida; Brassicales; Brassicaceae
Product: acyl-coenzyme A thioesterase 13
Exons: 3
Coding region: 93-560 (155 amino acids)
Molecular function (GO): fatty acyl-CoA hydrolase activity
Source: RefSeq, a predicted model, not a curated record
UGAGCAUAUGAAAAAUUGGGAUUAAAAAAAAGAAAACUAUAAAACGCAUUAUUAUUAUACUCAAUACGAAAAAAGAAAAAGAAAAGAAAAGAAUGGAUCUAGAAUCGGUGAAAAGGUAUCUUGAAGGAGAUGAAGACGAAAAGGCAAAGGAAUCAAAAGUGGCGAAAUUGCCACACAGAUUCCUCGAGCGAUUCGUAACCAAUGGUCUAAAAGUGGAUCUCAUCGAACCUGGUCGUAUCGUCUGCUCCAUGAAAAUCCCUCCUCAUCUCCUGAACGCAGGGAAUUUCUUACACGGAGGAGCAACGGCGACUCUGGUGGAUUUGAUAGGAUCAGCAGUGAUUUACACAGCCGGAGUUUCACAUUCCGGAGUUUCUGUGGAGAUCAAUGUUUCAUACCUUGAUGCUGCUUUUCUCGAUGAAGAGAUAGAGAUCGAAUCAAAGGCAUUGCGUGUUGGAAAAGCUGUAGCAGUAGUGAGUGUUGAGCUCAGGAAGAAGAAGACUGCUAAGAUCAUUGCUCAAGGUCGUCAUACUAAGUACUUUGCUCCUCGUUCCAACAUUUGAUCCAAACCUUCUUCAUUCCAGUACAAAUAAAAAACAACAAUUGCCUUUAGGUCUUUUGUUUACUCGAUCAUGAUUUGGCUGAUUAGCAAUUUUGUCCAAGCAUUUUCUUAUCAUUGCUGAUAAAAAUCCAUUACUAUUUGUUUUGUUCUUUUUCUAAUAAUACAAACAAGUUUACAUGUCUUUUUUUUUUUGGCUUCUCUCUUACUGUGAUUAUGAUGAUCAUUUGAAGAUAUCCAUUUGUUUAGUAA